This is a messenger RNA of Sorghum bicolor (sorghum), 1121 nucleotides long. Its product is annotated as protein LURP-one-related 5. Lineage: Eukaryota; Viridiplantae; Streptophyta; Magnoliopsida; Poales; Poaceae. The record is from RefSeq and is a predicted model, not a curated record. The transcript has 2 exons. Bases 45 to 809 code for a protein of 254 amino acids.
CGCCGCGCCAGCCAUUGACGCUUUCGAGCGAGAUCGAUCGGUAAAUGACGGCGGCGGCCUUCCCCGACCGAUCCAGCGGCAGCAUGAUGGCGAUAUCGGCGAGCCGGAUCCACCCGUCGUCGGCCGCGGAGACGACGCCGAAGCCGACGCCGACGCGGCCACUUGUUCCUCUUCCUCCCGGCGGCGCCUGCGGAGGAGACGACGGCGCCGACGCCAGCGUUGGCUGCGCGGCGGCGCUGCACCACACCGUGUGGAAGCGGUCCAGCAUGGGGUUCCACGGCACCGACGGCUUCUCCGUCUACGACGCCGCCGGCGCUCUCGCCUUCCGCGUCGACAACUACUCGCGCCGUCAGAAGCUCUUCGCCGGCGAGCUCCUCCUCAUGGACGGCCACGGCGCGCCACUCCUCGCCCUCAGGCCGCAGAUUUUCAGCAUGCACGACCAAUGGAACUGCUACAAUGCAUCAGAAGAAGGCCAGGCCAAGACGACAAGUUCACACAGACUCUUCUCGAUGAGGAAAUGCUCGGUUCUACAGAAAGGCCAUGAAGCAGAAGUGUCCAUGUCAGGAUCAUCAUGCAGCACCAGCUUCUGGGUCGAGGGCUGCUUCAGGAGGAGAAGCUGCAAGAUCCGCAAUGGCGACGGUGAGGAGGUGGCGAGGAUAACGAGGAAGAAGUCGAAUUCGCUGACGCUUGGCGACGACGUGUUCAGCCUCGUCGUCCAGCCGGGCGUGGAUUGCGCCAUGAUCAUGGCGUUCGUCGUUGUUCUGGACCGGAUCUGUUGGAAGCCGUACACGCCAUUGAUCUGCUCUUAGCUCUAGCUUAGCUUGGCCAUGAGAAGCUAGCCAUUUUCUGAGUUCUGACAAUUAUUGAGGGAUGAUCAGGAUCACUGAAGCAAAGAGAACACAGUGAUUUAGCAAAGAAAAGUGGUUAGGAAAAAAAUACAGCCGUAAAUUGGCUACGACUGAUUGGGACCUAACUUGUCAAAUUUCUCUGGAUAUAACUUGUAGGCAGAAAUGAUUCUAGUUUUCUGAAAAACAAACGCAAAUGUAUGAGGUGCAAUUACUUAGAACCAAUUGUAUUCUCAUACGAUGGAUUCAUAGCAGUAUUAUAAAUGCUACUGGCUA